AAUCCCAAUCGGCCAAUCCAAUGCUGCGCCGCAACCCCACCCGCAUCGACCUCCGCUCCUCCGACCGCGACGAGCUCGAGGACCACCUCCGCGCCGCCGCCGCCGUCACCCCACCACCCGCCACCCCCUCCGGCUACACCACGCCGCCCCCGCACACCACCUCCUCGUCCAACCCCCUCCUCCACCUACUCCACCCGCCGCCCGGCGCCGCGCCUUCCAAGGCCCAGCGCAUCGGCCUCUCCACCACCACGGCCCCCUCCAACCCACCCAGGCCCUCCUAGGCAGCUCCCAUCCCCAUGGAGGUCGAGAUCAAGCUCCGCCUCCCCGACGCCGCCGCCCACCGCCGCCUCUCCUCCUUCCUCUCGCCCCACCUCCGCCGCACCCACGCCCAGCGCAACCUCUUCUUCGACGCCGCCGCGCGGAUCCUCGCCGCGGCCACCGCCGCGCUCCGCGUCCGCCUCUACGGCCCCGACGACUGCGCGCCCCUCCGCGCGGUGCUCGCGCUCAAGCGCCGCCCGCGCAUCGACGCCGGCGUCAGCCGCGUCGAGGAGCUCGAGGACCCGCUCGACCCCGCCCUCGCGCUCGCCUGCGCCGACGACCCCGCGCGCCUCGGCGGGGUCGACUCCCCGAUCGUCCGCCUCGUCGCCGCCGAGUACGGCGUCGGAGGGGGCGCCGCGCCCUUCGUCUGCCUCGGCGGGUUCCGGAACACGCGCGCCGUCUACGAGCUCGAGGACGACGGCCUCGUGCUGGAGCUGGAUGAGACGCGGUUCGACUUCGGGACCAGGUACGAGCUCGAGUGCGAGACGGCCGAGCCUGACCGGGCCAAGGAGGUGCUGGAGCGCCUGCUCACGGUGGCCGGCGUGCCGUACGAGUACUCCCGGAGCAAUAAGUUCGCCUGCUUCAUGGCAGGGAAGCUGCUUCCUUGACUAGGCAGGGAACAACUUCUCAAUUUCUACCGAAUUGAUGUAAAAUCCUUGAAUUUAAUAAAAUGCUCAACGCAAGGAAAAUAACUUUACCAAUUGCUGCUGCCUUGAUGUGAUGGUCAUCUGCAUGUUUCCUGGCUUAUAGAUUCGUAGAUGUUGUUGUGUUGCU
Messenger RNA from Panicum virgatum (switchgrass), 1092 nucleotides. RefSeq names its product triphosphate tunnel metalloenzyme 3-like. The transcript has a single exon. The record is from RefSeq and is a predicted model, not a curated record. NCBI's taxonomy places the organism in Eukaryota, Viridiplantae, Streptophyta, Magnoliopsida, Poales, Poaceae. Bases 297 to 926 code for a protein of 209 amino acids.